GAGAGAGAGAGAGAGAGAGAGAGAGAGAGAUGGCUGGUUGGUGUGUGAAUGUUAUGGUGGUGCUUGUGUUGGUGACAGUUCAUCACACUAACGCAAGAAAUGUGCCUAGUGGUGCUGGCCUUGAUGACCAAAAGAACUUCGUCACCUUUGGUGGUGUAGGGGGGGCUGCAGGAAUUAGUGGCACUGGGCUUCCUUUUGGUGGGGUAGGAGGCAUUGGUGGGAUAACUGGGCUUGGUGGUACUGGUGGGCUCGGUGGUGUUGGAGGAAUUGGUGGACUCGGUGGUGGUAGUGGGCUCGGUGGGCUCGGUGAUGGAAGUGGUGGACUUGGUGGGCUCGGUGGUGGUAGUGGGCUUGGAGGGCUAGGUGGUGGAAGUGGUGGAGUUGGUGGACUGGGUGGUACUGUUGGUGGCGGUGUUGGUGGUGCUGCUGGAGGUGGAGUUGGCGGUGGUGCAGGCGGUGGUGUUGGUGGUGCUGCUGGUGGUGGCUCUGGUACACUCCCACUUCCUUGAAGCUGAGGGUUCACUAGCUAGUCUGAUUAUGGUAGUUAAGUUGAAUGCGUGUGUUGUUUACUUAGUUUUCUCAUGCUCCUUUAUGAGUCUUUUCUCUCCAUUCUCGUUGCCAUGCAUUGUACGUUGUAGUAGAAAACUUGAUCUAGAGUGGAAGUGUCAAUCAUGGUAGUCCUUAGCAUUUUUGCAUCAAAUGUUUAAUGAUCACCUCAGUCUAUAUUUUAAA
Molecule: messenger RNA, 732 nt
Organism: Tripterygium wilfordii
Lineage: Eukaryota; Viridiplantae; Streptophyta; Magnoliopsida; Celastrales; Celastraceae
Product: glycine-rich protein 5-like
Exons: 1
Coding region: 30-509 (159 amino acids)
Source: RefSeq, a predicted model, not a curated record